CCCAAUGAGCAAUGCGUAAAAUUUGUAUUCAUACGCGUAAGUCGCAUUGUUGUUAUGUGCUUGUAUUUUAGCUGUUCAGUGCGAUUUCUUUUACAAAUGCGUUAAUUUGGGCUAAUUCGUCGUUCGCUGACAUCUCGGAGCUUUCGAACAAAUGGAGGUUAGGAUACCCGUGCCAGUAGAGCCAUUACCUGCAGAAACAGACGACAAGAGGAUCUGGAUCGGGAACCUGGAUAGUCGACUAACAGAGUUCCACCUUGUUAAGGUACUGAAGAAAUUCGGAAACGUGAAGAAAUUCGACUUUCUCUUCCACAAGUCUGGGCCCCUGAGGGGUCAUCCGAGGGGAUAUUGUUUCGUCACCUACGAGACGAAAGCACAGGCUGAAGAAGCGCUGAGAAAUAUCCACGGGAAGCAGCUGCUGUCAAAAACUAUGGUGGCUAAAUGGGCCAACACCAUUCCUAACGAUGACCCUGUUGCGAGGAAAUCCGGAUCUCAAGGGGGAAGCUCUCAUAAGGAUCGUAAAGCAGCCGAAAAUGUGAAGAGUCAAAUCCAUGCCAUAGAAGCCAAGCUCAAAGCCAUGGAGAGAGAUAAGGAGGAUGAUAUCAGUCGGCUACUCCUCUCAACUCCUCCGCAGCCCCAGCAGAGGCUAGCCAUUCCUCAUCAGCCUAGUCACCAACACAGCCGAAAGCCUUACGAACGAACGAGAACUAGAUGACGGCGAGCAAAAUGAGCAUGUGUUGUGAAUAUCUUGUAUAGGAAUGUCUGGUGUCAAGAGCACUCAAUAAAUUAUUCUUGAACGCA
Ornithodoros turicata is the source of this 798-nucleotide messenger RNA. Its product is annotated as probable RNA-binding protein 18. Gene Ontology annotation, molecular function: RNA binding. NCBI's taxonomy places the organism in Eukaryota, Metazoa, Arthropoda, Arachnida, Ixodida, Argasidae. The transcript is spliced from 5 exons. The coding region runs from base 152 to 712 and encodes 186 amino acids. The record is from RefSeq and is a predicted model, not a curated record.